CGCUCGGAAUUGUGGGCGAUUCGGCUAAUGGCGUCGGCGAAUCUGGGGGGUUUGGGGAGCCAGCGCUGAAGCUUCUAGCCAGGUUGGCUGGUGACGACCGGUGUGGCUGGGCCCCGCGGUAGCGGGAGGGACCUGCCCGCAUUGUGACCUCCUCGGCCGGAGCUAAGACGGGUCCUAGCGGGACGGACUGACUGUGGGGGGCGCCUCGGAGAGGAGCCGGGGGAGUUGCGAGGAGGCUGCGGGGGGCGCUCGGGCAGCUCCGUCUUAGCAGCGCAGGCCUGGCUGAGUCCCCGCGGAGCCCAACAGGAGGGCUCCGGAAGGGCCAGAGGCUCCAGGAGGGUGCUGCCCUGUCGCCCCACGCAGCUGACAGUGCCCGAGUUCGUUUGCGCCGCUCAGAAAUUGGCUUGAAGCUUGGUGGAUCAUGUCUGGCACCAACAGCCCCGAGGCUGUGAAGAAGCUGCUGGAGAAUAUGCAGAGCGACUUACGGGCCUUGUCCCUGGAAUGCAAGAAGAAAUUUCCACCUGUCAAGGAGGCGGCUGAAUCAGGAAUAAUAAAAGUUAAAACAAUAGCUGCACGAAACACCGAAAUUUUGGCAGCAUUGAAAGAAAACAGCUCGGAGGUUGUUCAGCCUUUUCUAAUGGGUUGUGGAACCAAGGAACCGAAGAUUACUCAGCUAUGUUUGGCUGCCAUUCAGAGACUCAUGUCACAUGAAGUUGUGUCUGAGACUGCAGCUGGAAAUAUAAUUAACAUGCUUUGGCAGCUAAUGGAAAAUAGUCUUGAAGAACUUAAGCUACUUCAAACAGUUCUUGUUCUUUUAACAACCAAUACAGUAGUUCAUGACGAGGCACUCUCUAAGGCGAUUGUUCUUUGUUUUCGACUACAUUUUACAAAAGAUAAUAUUACAAAUAAUACAGCUGCUGCUACAGUGAGACAAGUUGUUACUGUUGUUUUUGAGAGGAUGGUUGCUGAAGAUGAACGACACAGAGAUAUUAUAGAACAACCAGUACUGGUCCAAGCAAACAGUAACAGAAGAUCUGUCAGUACCCUUAAACCUUGUGCUAAAGAUGCAUAUAUGCUUUUCCAGGACCUUUGUCAGUUGGUUAAUGCUGAUGCCCCUUACUGGCUAGUAGGCAUGACAGAAAUGACUCGAACAUUUGGCCUCGAAUUACUUGAGUCAGUCCUGAAUGAUUUUCCACAAGUCUUUUUACAACACCAGGAAUUUAGUUUCCUCCUUAAAGAAAGAGUAUGUCCUCUUGUGAUAAAGCUCUUUUCUCCAAAUAUAAAGUUCAGACAAGGUUCCAGCACUUCAUCUUCUCCAGCACCAGUUGAAAAACCAUAUUUUCCUAUCUGCAUGCGUUUGCUGAGAGUAGUAUCUGUUCUGAUAAAGCAAUUUUACAGUCUUUUGGUAACUGAAUGUGAGAUAUUUCUGUCACUUCUGGUGAAAUUUCUGGAUGCAGAUAAACCGCAGUGGCUACGAGCUGUUGCAGUAGAAUCAAUACAUAGACUCUGUGUACAGCCUCAGCUAUUAAGGUCAUUUUGUCAGUCCUAUGAUAUGAAACAACAUUCUACCAAGGUUUUUCGUGAUAUUGUGAAUGCAUUGGGAUCUUUUAUCCAGUCAUUGUUUCUUGUCCCUCCUACUGGAAAUCCUGCUACAACAAACCAAGCUGGAAACAAUAAUUCAGGUGGCACUGUCUCAGCACCAGCUAACUCAGGAAUGUUGGGGAUUGGUGGAGGAGUUACUUUGCUACCAGCAUUUGAAUAUAGAGGAACUUGGAUACCUAUUCUGACUAUAACAGUACAAGGCAGUGCUAAAGCAACUUACCUAGAGAUGUUGGACAAAGUUGAGCCACCGACUAUACCAGAAGGUUAUGCCAUGUCUGUGGCUUUCCAUUGUUUGUUAGACCUUGUACGUGGAAUCACUAGUAUGAUUGAAGGAGAGUUAGGAGAGGUUGAAGCAGAAUGUCAGACUAUCACUGAAACAGCUUCUUCACCAACACAGUCAUCAGAGGAGCAAGAAUUACAGUCAACAUCAGACCAAAUGGAUAAGGAAAUAGUUAAUAGAGCUGUUUGGGAAGAAAUGGUGAAUGCCUGCUGGUGUGGUCUACUUGCUGCUCUCUCACUCCUUCUUGAUGCCAGCACAGAUGAAGCUGCCACUGAGAAUAUUUUAAAAGCUGAACUGACUAUGGCUGCUCUUUGUGGAAGACUGGGCCUUAUAACUUCAAGAGAUGCCUUUAUAACUGCAAUAUGCAAAGGUUCCCUGCCUCCCCAUUAUGCUCUUACUGUACUGAAUACCACCAGUGCAGCCACGCUUUCCAACAAAUCAUAUUCUAUUCAAGGCCAAAAUGUUAUGAUGAUAAGUCCGUCAAGUGAAUCUCACCAGCAAGUUGUGGCAGUGGGUCAACCGCUAGCAGUUCAGCCUCAAGGGACAGUAAUGCUAACUUCCAAAAAUAUCCAGUGUAUGAGGACUUUACUUAACUUGGCACACUGUCAUGGGGCUGUUCUUGGAACAUCAUGGCAACUUGUCUUGGCAACUCUACAGCAUCUUGUAUGGAUUCUGGGAUUAAAGCCUAGUAGUGGUGGUGCUUUGAAACCUGGGAGAGCUGUAGAAGGACCCAGUACAGUUCUAACAACAGCGGUGAUGACAGAUUUACCAGUGAUUUCCAAUAUACUUUCAAGAUUGUUUGAAAGCUCACAGUAUCUUGAUGAUGUAUCAUUGCAUCAUUUAAUAAAUGCACUUUGCUCCUUAUCCCUAGAAGCAAUGGAUAUGGCCUAUGGAAAUAAUAAGGAACCAUCUCUUUUUGCUGUUGCUAAAUUGUUAGAAACUGGUCUAGUUAACAUGCACCGAAUAGAAAUUCUCUGGAGACCUCUAACUGGCCAUCUACUUGAGAAGGUCUGCCAGCACCCAAAUUCUCGAAUGAGAGAAUGGGGAGCAGAAGCUUUAACUUCACUUAUUAAAGCAGGAUUAACAUUUAACCACGAUCCUCCACUUUCACAAAACCAGAGGCUGCAGUUGCUUUUACUGAACCCAUUGAAGGAGAUGUCCAGUAUUAACCAUCCAGAUAUCCGACUCAAGCAAUUAGAAUGUGUGCUACAGAUUCUCCAGAGUCAGGGAGACAGUCUUGGGCCUGGAUGGCCAUUAGUGCUUGGAGUCAUGGGAGCAAUCAGAAAUGAUCAAGGAGAGUCCUUGAUACGAACUGCAUUCCAAUGUCUUCAGUUGGUUGUGACAGAUUUUCUACCAACAAUGCCUUGCACUUGCCUGCAGAUAGUUGUAGAUGUUGCAGGUAGCUUUGGACUUCAUAACCAAGAACUUAAUAUUAGCUUAACUUCAAUAGGUUUACUGUGGAAUAUUUCAGAUUAUUUUUUCCAAAGAGGGGAAACUAUUGAAAAAGAAUUAAAUAAAGAAGAGGCAGUACAGCAAAAGCAGGCAGAAGAGAAAGGAGUGGCUUUAAAUCGGCCGUUCCACCCUGCACCACCAUUUGAUUGCUUGUGGUUAUGUCUUUACGCAAAAUUAGGAGAACUGUGUGUGGACCCCCGACCUGCUGUCAGGAAGAGUGCAGGGCAAACUCUGUUUUCAACAAUUGGUGCACAUGGAACUUUAUUACAGCAUUCAACAUGGCACACUGUUAUUUGGAAGGUUCUCUUUCAUCUGUUGGACCGAGUUCGAGAGUCUUCUACCACUGCAGACAAAGAAAAGAUUGAAUCCGGAGGUGGCAAUAUUCUCAUUCAUCAUUCAAGAGACACAGCAGAGAAGCAGUGGGCUGAGACAUGGGUUUUAACAUUGGCUGGAGUAGCAAGAAUCUUCAACACUAGACGAUAUUUACUGCAACCUUUAGGAGACUUUUCAAGAGCGUGGGAUGUUCUUCUUGACCAUAUACAAUCAGCAGCACUCAGCAAGAACAAUGAAGUAUCUCUGGCUGCACUGAAAAGCUUCCAGGAAAUUUUACAGAUUGUGUCCCCUGUCAGAGACUCAGAUAAGCCUGAGACACCGCCUGCAGUCAAUGUACCUGUCCCUGUCCUAUUAGGGCCCAUAUCAGGCCCUGGCCUGAGCCGGCCAUUUGUAAGAACAGAUUCCAUUGGAGAAAGACUUGGAAGAUACGGUAGCUCGGAGCCACCCACAGUUACCGAUGAGCUUGAAGAUUUGAAUCUCUGGUGGGCUGCAUGGAAUACCUGGUAUAGAAUUGGAUCUGAAAGCACUAAGCCGCCUGUUACUUUUGAUAAACUGACUUUCAUUCCCAGCCAGCCUUUUCUUACAGCUUUAAUUCAGAUAUUUCCAGCUCUCUACCAACACAUAAAAACUGGUUUUAACAUGGAUGACCUGCAAAAGUUGGGAGUCAUAUUGCACAGUGCUGUUUCAGUCCCAAUCAGUUCAGAUGCAUCCCCUUUCAUCCUUCCGUCUUAUACUGAAGCAGUUUUGACAAGUUUACAGGAAGCUGUACUUACAGCAUUAGAUGUUCUCCAAAAGGCCAUCUGUGUAGGACCAGAAAACAUGCAGAUAAUGUAUCCGGCUAUAUUUGACCAGUUACUCGCAUUUGUAGAAUUUUCCUGUAAACCUCCACAGUAUGGACAGCUGGAAACAAAGCACAUUGCAAAUGCAAAAUAUAAUCAGAUCCAACUAUUUGCACCGGCGGAAUGGGUAGCCUUGAAUUAUGUACCGUUUGCUGAAAGGUCUUUAGAAGUAGUUGUGGAUUUGUACCAAAAAACAGCCUGUCACAAAGCAGUGGUGAAUGAGAAAGUACUCCAGAAUAUUAUUAAGACCCUUAGGGUUCCUCUCAGUUUGAAGUAUUCCUGCCCUUCUGAAAGCACAUGGAAACUAGCAGUAUCUUCUCUCCUCAAGGUUCUUUCUAUUGGGCUACCUGUAGCCAGGCAGCAUGCUUCUUCUGGAAAAUUUGACAGUAUGUGGCCAGAGCUAGCCAACACUUUUGAAGACUUUCUCUUUACUAAAAGCAUACCUCCAGAUAACCUCUCUAUUCAAGAAUUUCAAAGAAAUGAAAGUAUUGAUGUCGAGGUAGUUCAGCUUAUCAGCACUGAGAUACUACCUUAUGCCAAUUUUAUUCCUAAGGAAUUUGUUGGUCAGAUAAUGACCAUGCUUAAUAAGGGCUCAAUACAUUCUCAGUCAUCUUCAUUUACAGAAGCAGAGAUUGAUAUUCGUUUGAGAGAAGAGUUUUCUAAAAUGUGUUUUGAAACAUUGCUCCAGUUUUCCUUCAGUAAUAAAGUCACGACACCUCAAGAAGGCUACAUCUCACGAAUGGCACUCUCAGUGCUUUUAAAGAGAUCUCAAGAUGUACUACAUCGCUAUAUAGAGGAUGAAAGAUUGAGUGGUAAAUGCCCUCUUCCAAGGCAACAAGUAACAGAAAUCAUAUUUGUUUUAAAAGCAGUCAGUACUCUCAUUGAUUCACUUAAGAAAACUCAGCCUGAGAAUGUUGAUGGAAAUACCUGGGCACAAGUAAUUGCCUUAUACCCAACUUUAGUAGAAUGCAUCACCUGCUCAUCUUCAGAAGUCUGUUCUGCACUUAAAGAAGCACUAGUUCCUUUUAAGGAUUUCAUGCAUCCACCAGCAUCCAAAGUUCAAAAUGGAGAAUCUUGACCAGCUACUAUAAAUUUAAAGAAGAAUGCUAUCUAACCAAUGUUUGCUUCUCAGUGAGCCUUCUAUGAGAAGGACAUUUCUUACUACAAAUAAUUCUUGGCAGCUGUUGUUGGCCUCCUUUAAGUUGUACUUACCUGAGUUCAGUAAUUCAUGUUACAAGCUUACACGUCCACAGUCUCCUGAAGGAGUAGCAGUGCAAGCCUUGAAUAAGUUAAACUGAUGGGAGAGAUGGUUAAUACUACAACAUACCUGCUACCAGAUCUUCAAUUGGUGAUUUAAAAGUGAGCUUAUGUACAGUUUGUGGUGUAUGUGUUAAUGAUGUACUUUUUAAAAAUGAAGAAAAGAUAUUUCAUUAAAAUUUAUUAGGCUGGUGUUUUUGUGCCCUUUUUCAAGUACAAAAGUGUACCAGAAUUUUAUGCAAGAUGGUACUGUAACAUUCCAUGUUAUCUAUAACCAGCCUUUGUAAACAAAGGGAACUGAUAUACUUGUGUGUAUAAUAAAUGGUACAGUUCUGUAUAAAAUAGUUGCAUUUAUUAUUUAAAUUUUUAAAAUACUGAUAAUGUUAAAUGCUCGAUGCUGUAUUUAUUAUUAACACAAAAUUAUUUGCUUACAUUUUUACUUAUAAUUUGCCUUCUUAAGCAGCAGAUAUGCUCACCAUAUGAUCAUGCAGUUAACUUAAUGCUUAUUUUAAAUGUAGUUACUCGUAGAGAUGUUUAGUCAAACAUCUGACUAAAAAAGUUAUGUGUAUACAGCAGCAAAUAGUUUAUGAUUUGCUGAUUUUAUAGGUUAUUUACUUAAUACAUUGAGAUAUACUGUCGCACUAUGAUCCCAUCAUACCUCAUCUCUUUAAAUAUCUUUCCGAGCUUU
Rhinolophus ferrumequinum (greater horseshoe bat) is the source of this 6451-nucleotide messenger RNA. RefSeq names its product MON2 homolog, regulator of endosome-to-Golgi trafficking (gene MON2). NCBI's taxonomy places the organism in Eukaryota, Metazoa, Chordata, Mammalia, Chiroptera, Rhinolophidae. Bases 422 to 5584 code for a protein of 1720 amino acids. The transcript has 36 exons. The record is from RefSeq and is a predicted model, not a curated record.